AUGCACGGCCAAGUUAAAGUUCGAAGAUCACCUGAACAGGAUGCAAGCUUUCAGCAAUCGCAAAGGGAGUUAAAGAUGCGCUUUUCGGUGUUAGCUGACGAAGUCUUUGCGGGGCGGCGGGCGUGUAAUUAUGACCUAGCAAUUUUGGGAAAACUCUCUGAAUUAUUAGAACAAUGUCCUGACAUGUUUACUCUUUGGAAUUAUCGACGUGAAAUUCUGCUUAGCUCUAAUUCAGAAACGGUUGAUAGUAGGACUUCAAUGUUCGACAAAGAACUAACUUUAACUGCACGAUGUCUUCAAAAGAAUCCAAAGUCCUAUGCCACUUGGCACCAUCGGAGUUGGGUAAUGUCUAAUCACUCAAGUCCUGAUUGGAAAGCUGAAAACAUUCUCUGCAAUAAGUUCCUAAAAAUCGACAGUAGAAAUUUUCACUGUUGGGACUAUCGCAGAUUCGUUGUGAAGAACGCUCGUAUUUCGAAUGCUGAAGAACUUAAAUUUACUGACUUGGCUCUCGAAGAAAAUUUCAGCAAUUACUCUGCCUGGCAUUAUCGGAGUGAGCUUAUUGGUGCAGAAGAUGAAAUUUCUACGGUUGCCACUCCAAUUUCUCCUCCACCUACCUUUAAAACCUUUCAGAAGAAUGAGUCUCCCGAAAUUCCUUUCGAUGAAUUCGAUUUGGUUCACAAUGCCGUCUUUACCGAUCCACAAGACCAAGGACCUUGGUUCUAUUAUUGGUGGCUUCUUGGCCGUGGAGUCAAAAACUGUUAUCUUCGUGAACUUUAUCUUUCAAGAAGUCUUCAUCGUGCUGUUCUUGUUUUUACCUCUCCUAAACUCCUGAGUGCUAUCAGUCAACUUCAUGUGGAUAUUGUUGUUUCUAAUCCAGAUUCGAAUACUCGCUCUUCAUAUGUCCCCAAUGAUCUGGACGGCUGGAAGAGUGCUUUGGACGACAAUAUUUCCGCAGUUUGGUGGUUUGAACUUCCCAAGUCUCUGAUUGAUGGUUGUGCUGUUUCUGUUACUGUUCAUUCUGAUGAUAAAGAUAAUCAUUCCUCCACAACUGAGGGCUCAAAAACAUGGCUCUUUUGUCAGAUGGAAGCUGAUCAGAAGGAAUCAUUAACCAGGGUUGCUCUUGAUCCUCGACGUCUUCUAAAUUUUAUGAUUUCUCCCUCACACGAGCCUUCUAGUCUCAUGCCUGAACUUGAAACUGUCCGUGAACUCAUCUCUCUUGAGCCUAAUAAUAAGUGGGCUCUCUUAACACUCGUCAGUCUUUUGCGUUACAUACGUCCAAAUUGUAGUGAGGAGAUUGAGUCGGCUGUCAAAACUCUUCAGAAUGUUGAUAGUCAUCGAAAGCGCUAUUAUGCUGACAUGUCCAGCGCUCAUGCCACCGAAGAUGCACUAGUCGCUUCAUAUGCUGUAAAUUCUCGCUCAAUCAACCUCUCAGAAGUCGGUCUUACCCGUGUCUGUUGUUUGGACUGGUGUACUCUCAUGACAGAGUUAAAUUUUUCUAAAAAUAAUUUGGAUAUGCUUCCAGGCACAUGUGGAUAUUUGCUAUGCCUGAAAGAGUUAAAUUUAGAUGAUAAUUAUAUAUCUACACUGAAGCCAAUCGCUGGUCUGCCUCAACUCAAGCGACUAUCAGUUUGUCGUAAUCGUAUUGCUCAUUUUGAGGGUCUUGAACCCAUUCUCUCCUGUCCUAGUCUUCGUUAUUUGGAUAUUACGGGGAAUAAGGUCACAGAAUUGCCGAAUUUCACAGUUCUUCUGGCUGAGCAUCCACUCUCAAAGGGAAGCCACAAUUCAUUAAAUGUGGUUUAUAACAAGCUAGUCGGGCCCUAA
Molecule: messenger RNA, 1821 nt
Organism: Rodentolepis nana
Lineage: Eukaryota; Metazoa; Platyhelminthes; Cestoda; Cyclophyllidea; Hymenolepididae
Source: the annotation of a GenBank genome assembly